Messenger RNA from Conger conger (European conger), 2580 nucleotides. RefSeq names its product tetraspanin 12 (gene tspan12). The coding region runs from base 643 to 1566 and encodes 307 amino acids. Lineage: Eukaryota; Metazoa; Chordata; Actinopteri; Anguilliformes; Congridae. The record is from RefSeq and is a predicted model, not a curated record. Gene Ontology annotation, cellular component: membrane. The transcript has 8 exons.
GCUACAAGCAAAACUUGAAUUGACAGCACACAACUUUCAGCGCUGACAACUCAGCUCCUGGAAAGGAUUAUAGAUAGCCUGUCGUACAACGUUAGCUUUCCUACGGAAUGUGAGAAAUUCUUCAUAUUUCAGCUUGAGCCUGUGUGUUUUAUUUUGGGCGAACUGUGACUUUGGAAUAACUUUUGGAAAACUUUGAAUAACCUCACUGUGCGCGCUGCGGAUACGGAUUUUCACAUUAUGAAACUUUCUCUGAGGAUAUAAAUUAAAGCAUUUAAAACAUUUUUCUGUUUGGUAGAAGGAACUAAGCAAUCGUAUGUUUCAGGAAGAUUUUCAAGAAAAGCUGUUUCGCAAAAAUUAUAGAUUGAAAACUGGGGAAAAAAUGUUCGAAGUGCGUGGUGAUUGAUUCUAAUGUCAGCUGGACUGCAACGAGCGGUCAUAUGAGUUCUUCAUCAUUUUGAAAGCAAAUGUAAGAGAACACCUGUUGUGUAUGGUCUCAAAAACUUUCUCCGGAUAUCUUAUGCUAAAACAAGACAUCCCAAUAUACCGGAGUUUAAAAGGAAAAGAAAUGUAAAACGUGGAUUUUGCUGCUAUGGUGGGGAGUGUUAAAAUGCAGAGACCUGUCCUGCAAUCGCCGCGCUCAGAAUGGCUCGAGAGGACUCGGUAAAGUGCCUACGCUGCUUACUCUUCGCUCUCAAUUUACUCUUCUGGAUAAUGGCCAUCUGUGUGUUGGGCGUGGCGGCAUGGCUCCGGGAUUACCUGAACAAUGUGCUCACCUUGACUGCAGACACCAGGCUGGAAGAAGCUGCAAUUCUCACAUACUCCCCAGUCGUCCACCCAGUCAUCAUCGCUGUGUGCUGUUUUCUAAUCAUCGUAGCCAUGGUGGGGUACUGCGGAACGCUGAAAUGCAAUCUUCUCCUCCUGUCCUGGUACUUUGGCUGCCUGCUGGUGAUCCUCUGUGUGGAGUUGGCCAGUGGAGUUUGGACCUAUGAGGACCCUCCAAUCCUGCGCUCUGACAUGAUCAGUCUGAAGUCCCGGAUGCCCAACUAUGGCUUACCGCGUUACCAGUGGCUGACGCAGGCCUGGAACUUCUUCCAGACAGAGUUUAAGUGCUGCGGGGUCAUUUAUUUCACCGACUGGCUGGAGAUGACGGAGAUGGAGUGGCCACCGGACUCGUGCUGUGCCAGACAGUACCAAGGCUGUGCCCGGCAGGCUCACUACUGGGACCUGAGUGACCUCCACCAAGAGGGCUGUGGUCCAAAGAUUUACAGCUUUAUCCGGGGAACGAAGCAGCUGCAGGUCCUCCGCUUCCUGGGUGUGUCCAUCGGGGUUUCCCAGAUCCUGGCCAUGACCCUGACUUUGACUCUGCUCUGGGCGCUCUACUACGACAGGAGGGCCCCCGAGCCCCCCGAACCCUGUCCGCCCGGGGCCGACUCGCCCCCCUGCGCCCACCCCUCCUGUCAGGUCGACGACACGCCCAAACCCGGCCCGGCCCGGCCCCUUGACCCCGCCUGGACUCCAGUGCUGCCCAACGGGGACACACAGUUCGAGAUGGAGCAGAUCUCGUAGCGCUACGCCCAACGCUAGCCAGAAACUGGGGGCGACUCACAGUGGCCUGUACACAGAGCCACUGCUAUAGAACCCAAGGACAAGCCACCAUAGAAACCAAGGAUACAGUAGAAUGGAGAUCCUGUAGUGCCAGUACAAUAGUAACCCUGGAGGAAACAAGAGAUGCUGGCAUUCACCACCUCUACCAUAAAAAUUGAGGAUACAGUAGAAUGGUUACUCUGCAUAGAGUUGAAACACAGGUUGAAACAGGAGUUGCUGGCAUACCUCUACCAUAGAAACUGUGGAUACGGUAGAGUCAUUGCCCUGUGCUGCUAAUUUAAAAGAAGCACAGGAUGAAACAAGUUGCUGGCAUACACCAGCACUACCACUAAGACUGAGACUACAGUACUGUGGAUACCACAUUGUCUGAACAAAAAAACCCCAAAAAAGAAACAAAAAAACAAGAGUUCCUGGCAGGCAUCACCACCACUACCAUAGAAACAGUAGAGGACACAGUAGAGUCCAAUAACCACAGAAUGCAGGAGGAUGCAACUGAUUAUAUUGUGGCUCCUCUAGGAUCUCUUCCACUACAGACUAUGAGGAAACAGUUCAAGAAUUCAGCACGUGUCUUUCCAAGACUGGUACCAUGGAAAUAGGCUGAAUAAAACAAGCCACUGUCUUAAUCGCUUUACAAUCUUUCCAUGGAGCAUUCUAUUCAUUUUUAAACUGAGCUGCUGUCAAAGCCAAGUUCUUCACCUAAAAAUGAUGAUGAGAAAUACAUUUAAAGACGGGACAUUUCUAUUGCUGAAUCUGUUCAAAGUGUCUUAAUUUAACAGUACUGUGAAAUGCCGAAUGUCCAAGCUUUUGUUCUGCUUUGUUUAAAAUAGCAGAAAGGUCCGUUGCUUAAGGAUCAGAAUGUCUACUGUAUGACGUCAGCUUGUUUAGCAGAAACCCCACUUCAUAGGGAUGUGCUCACUGAAUGCAGCCUUUGUGUGCUUCUGUAUAAUACAAUGUAUUUGACAUUGAGCACAGGUG